This is a messenger RNA of Penicillium canariense, 1017 nucleotides long. RefSeq lists its product as uncharacterized. The record is from RefSeq and is a predicted model, not a curated record. The transcript is spliced from 2 exons. The coding region runs from base 1 to 1017 and encodes 338 amino acids. NCBI's taxonomy places the organism in Eukaryota, Fungi, Ascomycota, Eurotiomycetes, Eurotiales, Aspergillaceae.
AUGCCUCACAAACACAAGAGACGCGAAAGGGAUGACUCCCACUUCGACCUCCCACCCUCAGUGAUCGCUAAAGCACUGCCGGUCCGCAGCCAGCAACCAAAGCCCAAGCCUGGAAAGAAGCAUGGAAAGAAGCCGCAGCCAGCACAGCAGGCCAAAGGCAAGCCUCAGGCUGGACCUGCCGUCUCUCGGCCCAAGAAUGCCUUGGAAGAUGAUACCCCCAAGGCCUUCCAGCGGUUAAUGCAGUACAAGACUACGGGGAGGCGGGCGCGGUCUGGACUGGAUACGGGAGAGAAGAAGCAAGAGAACAAAAAGCGGAAGCGAGAAGAAGCAGAUGCCCAGAAUGACUCGUCGAAGAAGCCUGCCCAGGCUAAGCCUCAACAGACUCAAUCUACUGACGAUAAGGAGGCCAAGAAAGUGAUGCCCAAAAUCAUGCCCGGCGAGAAGCUGGGAGAUUUCGCCGCCCGCGUUGACCGCGAACUCCCGCUUUCUGCAAUGAAGAAAUCCAACACUCCUGGUGCGAAGGGCGAUCACAAGAUGACCAAGCACGAGAAGCAUCUCCGGCGACUGCAACAGGGUUGGCGCGAGGAGGAUGUCAAGAUCAAGGAGCGGGAACAGGCCGAGCGCGAGGAGCGCGAAGCCGAGAUGGAGGAACAGUUAGAGAUCCUGAAGGAGUGGGAGGCUGAAGCACGGGGUGGAAAAGCGAAGAAGAAGGGAACGGUUCCCAAAAAGAAAAAGAAGUCCGACGGUGCCGAGGACAGCGGGGAUGAUGACCCCGACCCAUGGGCGAAGCUGAAGAAGCGGGAUAAAGAGAGACAGGCCAACCCGUUCGAUUUUGCACAGGCGCCGCCGCAGUUGACGAAGCCAAGGGAGAUAUUUAAGAUUCGCGGAGGAGCGAAGGUUGAUGUUGCCAAUGUGCCGAACUCUGUUGGUAGUUUGAGACGGCGAGAGGAGCUCGCCACCGAAAGAAGGAACAUUGUGGAGGAGUAUCGGCGAUUGAUGGCUGCGAAGCGGCAGUGA